Molecule: messenger RNA, 3735 nt
Organism: Branchiostoma belcheri (Belcher's lancelet)
Lineage: Eukaryota; Metazoa; Chordata; Leptocardii; Amphioxiformes; Branchiostomatidae
Product: protein MMS22-like
Exons: 37
Coding region: 1-3528 (1175 amino acids)
Biological process (GO): double-strand break repair via homologous recombination; replication fork processing
Cellular component (GO): nuclear replication fork
Source: RefSeq, a predicted model, not a curated record
AUGCUAGGUGUUAAACUGCUAGAAAGUUCAGACCCGAGUCCCCAGCUGUUCCGAGGUCGUCUGUCGGAGUUGUUUGGUUACAGGUUCCUCACAGAGUCUGCAGCUGUGGAGUCAACACAGAAACUCUUUUACAUGGCCAGACAACAGCUGAGUCAGCUGGAGGGACUGGCAGAGGAGGGGUCAUCCUGGGUCACAGGAGGUUCUGUGAACACAGAGGCACUGCAUCUCAGGCAACAAGUCACAGACUUCCUACAGUACAUCAAAGUCUUCUUACACAGGUACUAUGACCCACCGUCAUUACCAGACAGUCAUAGCCACCCCAACAGUCAUCAACUCUCCCAGUUUCCUCAGGGUCUGCUGCAGCAGCUACAGGGGCUGCUGUUCCACGUGGGACAGCUAGGGGGAAUGCAGGACAGCACUGUCAGCUCAGCCGUGUCAAGACAGGCUGUCAAGAGUUCUACUCCUGCCCACAGCUUCUUUCAUGUUGUUCUUGACAUCUACUGGUCUGCAGUAGAGAUUCUCUACAUAUUACAGACAAAGUGGCCAGAUCUCCCAGUUCACAUGGACCUGUCCAGUUUCCUGCCCAGUGAAGACAUAGGAGACAGAGAUCUCCUCACACAACUACUGACAGCUCUACUGUGGGAUCUGCUGUCUCUCGCUGCUAAAAUAUUCAACAAGGUGACCCUACAGGAGUGUCCCCGGGUGUCCCCGUUCCCCUGUACUUGUGUGAGGGAACUCUGGAUCAUGCUCAUCCACAUGUUAGACCACAGGAGUCAGCACAUGCAGUCGGAUUCCUUCUGGUGUACCCUUUAUAACAUCUUAUGCCUGGUACUUCAAGAAAACGCCACUGAUUUCUCUUGUAAAGACCCUGUUGGCUUCUGUUGGUGGCUGCUAUCCCACAUUGCACCACUGUACCAGUAUGAUCAGAAUGGACAAUUUGCAGACAAGCAACAAGUGAAGAGCAACUGGCUUCUCGUGCAGGACCUGAUUAAGAAAACCCUGGCUACAAAGGACCAGCCCAGAUUGGAUGAAUCUCGUCUGCGUUGCCAGUUAAAGUUCUGUCUGUCCCUGUCUCACCUGUGGGAACCCAACACACAGGCUGUCGUGCUGGUCUGGGAGUACUACUCCAAGAGACUGAAUGACCUAUUCCAAGUGCCUGGUUUGACCCUACAAGGUUUGGCCAGUGUUAGCAAAACAGCUCUAUCCUGGUAUGAGAAAUGUAAAGAAAGAUGCAACGACCACACACUAAGUCGAGACCAGGAGAACAGUUUUCAGCUGUUUCUGAGACUCCUGGCUGUGCAGCUGCGCCACCCGGGGGCCAGCGGGGAACUGCAGGGAUGGAAACAAAUCAAGGGCAGGUUCUACUCCAAGUUCCACCAGCGGCGUAUGCAGGAGCUGACAGCCAUCGGCCUGAGUAACUUCAUCACCCUGUUCCUCACACUGGCACUGGUCGCUGAUGUCAACGAUGUGGCAGGAAAGAUGCAGGACCUCCUAGAUUUGCUAAAUCAUGGACUGAUGGACUUCCAGAGAAGGACUAUCAUCUGGAAAGGUGUGUUUGCCCUGAUGCAGGUGCAUGAACACAGACAGGUGGACAUGGGGCACCUGGCUGACAGGAUGGCCAAGUCCUUCAACAGGACAUGCAGUGAGUUCUGUCAGAAAGGUUUAGACCCGUCCCUACGCCACCAGCUCUGGGCUUUACUGAGUAUCUAUGUGGAGUCAACUCAGGAUCUGUGUGAGAAUAGCACACUGUUACACCUGUCACAAGCCAAGCUACUGGGCCCAGGAUUCUCCCAACUACUGCCAGUGUGUAGGGAGAAUGAACUCAGGACAAUUUUUAACUUCAUACAGACACUCCUGGCCAAACACAGAAGUCUGUAUAAGCGAGCCCUAAGACAACAGGAGGAGGGAGUUCAACAGAUCCAGUCUACUAACAUAGCAGUUCUACAGCAGCACUAUAAAGACAUAGCUGAUGCCUUGUGGACUAACAUCUUCCCUUAUGUAAAGAAGCACAGUAUGACCUUGACCCCUCCUCCGACCUUGGCAGACGUGGCGGCAGGAUUCACGUUUUUAGCUCUUGACCUGCCAUCCCCUCCUGAUUUCACCAGACAGCAGCAGACCUUCUCCAGCAUAUUCCAGUACUUUGGUCCAGAGGACAGUGUUUGCGCAAGUAUCUGUUGCCGGUACCUGUGUCACCUCAUCCCUAACCAGUCCUUCAUGGACCAGCUGUCAGCAGAGUGCCCGGUGUACCAGUCCGGUAUCAUCCACGCCUGGUUCAGGUGUGUCAUGCAGACAUACGGACACAAUGAACAGAUGCAGGAACUCACCAGACUUGUGUUGAGGUUACCAGAAAUGGAGAUCAUACUACACAGCCAGCAUGUGACUAUAGAGUCAUCAGAUAGCCCAGAGACUGUAGCGGUCAAGUUCAUCAAAGCUAUCGGCAGACACUUCAACUCUCUACAGUCCCUUCAGGAGAAGACAGAGUACAGAGACCGUGUGAUGUUGUACUUCGGUAAUGUACUGCGGUACAUGGGUCCUUACCUGAAGAACUCAGGUCCUGCUGAGGCUCUGAGAGUGGGGUAUCACAUGGUGGGCUGUAUGGUCAAACACUGCACCAGGAUCCUGUAUGUACAGUCCAACCCCCGCUCCGUGCUGCCCAGCCUGGUAGACAGGUUGGUUCUGCCCCGGACCAUCUUCAACCCUGAGAAAACUCUGCACCCUGCAGUCAUGGGGGUCAUCAGGGAGCAUCUGCACCUGUUUGUCCAGGGUUUGAGUAAGCUGAGCUACAAGAGGGACCCAUUUGCACAGAAGGCCCUGAGAGAUAUUCUGCAGCAGUACUUCCACAGGUUCUCAGUGGUGAGUAAACCAGGCUUCGUUCAACAAAGACUCGCCAAAGUGAUCAACUUUAUGAACUUGCAGCUUGCUUUGAGUGAGACCAUGUCGAAUAACCCUAGCACAGAAGCAAGCCAGUUCCGUGUGCACCUGUUAGAGGGCAUCAGGGACACGUACAUGACCUUGAGAUCAGGAUCUCUCCCCAACAGGGUCACUGAGACUUUCUCCUUCAUCCUGGAGUUGUUCAGAAGAACUCAGACAUCUGGCCAGAUAGCAAGAGACACCCCGGCAUUGCUUACAACUGUCUUGGAAUACCAGCUGCUAUGUGACAUGCCUGCCAUUAGAAAACAGGUGUCUGAGAUGCUCCAGUUCAUGAUGGAGAGCUGUCAGCAGUGUCCUGAUGUGACCCCAAGGACUGUACUGUUGCCCAUCCUGAGAGACUUCCUAGCCCGGAACCUCAGGCUUCACCAGAGCAGGACCUUCAAGCCAUUGGAGACACUAGCCCUGCUGUACAAGGACCUGAUAGCAGACCUGAUCCCAGUCUUCACUAAUGCUGUACUGGAGGUGGAGAAGAAAAGAGGAGUGGGGGCAGACACACAGCUCAGACAAGCGUACACAUCUCUGCUGAACCAGCUAGGACAGAAGGGACAGGAACAGCUAGACAUCCUCAACACUGAACAUCAGGAUCCAAUCAUGUGAUGCAAGCAAAACUGCUGGAUGAGAUCUUAUAGCUUUCCUUGCACUGUAAUGAGACCAAAUCUGAGAACUGAGUUUUAAUACAAUUAUCCUCUUCACUGGGUAAUCUGAUUCAGACUCUGUUAUGAAUACCGUAGUAACGUCAGACAAUUGCUACUGAAAAACGUUUUGUACACCUUUUGAUUCUUGGAGAGAACUGUACAAAUAUAC